Molecule: messenger RNA, 4674 nt
Organism: Conger conger (European conger)
Lineage: Eukaryota; Metazoa; Chordata; Actinopteri; Anguilliformes; Congridae
Product: NACHT, LRR and PYD domains-containing protein 3-like
Exons: 16
Molecular function (GO): protein binding
Source: RefSeq, a predicted model, not a curated record
GUCCGGGUAGAAAGAGCAGGGUCACCUGUACCCAGCUGUCUGUCCAUGAAGAGUGAUCAUUCAAUGGGUCCUCCACUAGACUUCAGAGGAGAGUUCACAAGUGAUCAAAGGGACAGGCAGCGGGUAGAAAGAGCAGGGUCACCUGUGCCUAGCUGUCUGUCCAUGAAGAGUGAUCAUUCAAUGGGUCCUCCACUAGACUUCAGAGGAACAUUCACAAGUGAUCAAAGUGUGGUGAAAGUGAAAGUCUUGUUCUCUGUCAAAGAGUUCAUCUCCUCUUUCAUCGCGUCAGCCCACAUUUUUGACUUCUUAGAGUCCAUAGCCUCUCUAAAUGUUUUAGGUACAGUCUAUGAGGUCCCAAUUUCAACAGUGGAGAAACUGGAAAGAGGAGUCACCGGCUACAUUAAGAAGUGGCUCGGAGUCCCACAGUGCCUUUCCACCAUAGGCCUCUACGGAGAUUGUGCCCUCAAACUGCCUCUCACUAGUCUCACAGAGGAGUUCAAGUGCGCUAAAGUGAGACUUCAGAUGACACUGAAUGAAUCCCGAGACGCAGUAGUGAGUAACAACGCACCGACCUUGGCAGCAGGCCGCAAAUGGAGACCAGCCAGAGCAGUGGAGGAGGCAACAACAGCUCUCAGACAUGCGGACAUCGUGGGACAUGUUCAGCAAGGAAGAGGAGGCCUCGGGUUAACAAGUAACUGCCCAGCUUGGAACAGAGCCACAGCUCCAGAACGGAGGAAGAUGGUGGUGGAGGAAGUAGGCCACCAGGAGGAAGCCGCAAGGCCAGCCUCCCUCAAACACAUACUUGCAGGGUGUAAAGUCAGCCUCACCCAGGGACGUUACACCUGGCGUCACAACCAAGUCCUAAAGAGCCUUGCCUCCACCCUGGAAAACAAACGAGUCGCCACCAACUCCCUGCCACUAUCAGCAUCUGACCCCCGGCAAACAACCAUCUUUGUCCGUGAGGGGGCUAAGGUAAUCAGGAGCAGCUCCACACCACUGGAGCAAGGCCAGCUUCGCUUAGCCUGCGAUUGGAAGAUGCUGGUGGAUGUUGGCCGGCAGCUCGUAUUUCCUCCAGAGAUUGCAACCACCACCCUGAGGCCUGACAUGGUACUCUGGUCCCCUUCUCGCAGGAAGGUCUUCAUCAUUGAGCUUACUGUACCCUGGGAGGACUCCGUGGACGAGGCUUAUGAGCGGAAACAUCUACGCUAUGCCGAGCUAGCUGCUGAAGCACAACAUCGCGGCUGGAACACUGAAGUCCGCCCUGUGGAAGUGGGGUGCAGAGGGUUUGUGGCAACAUCUACCACCAGAUUGCUCAGAGACCUGGGAGUGAGAGGCCAGAGCCAGCGCCUAGCCAUCAAGGCCUUGUCGGAGGCAGCAGAGAGAAGCAGCCAGUGGCUGUGGAUGAAGAGGCAAGACCCCUGCUGGUCUCUCCUGCACACUCUGGUGGAGCUGAAGAGGAAUGGAAAGUUUAAACUGUUUCAGAGUCAUCUGAAUCAGGACUGCCCAGAAUGCUUUAAGACUCUGUCUGAAGAACCUUCUGUGCUGGAGAAGUUCAUGAAGAUGAAGGAAUCCUUCAAGUGUCAUCAAAGCCAUGAUUACUCAGAAUGCAGUGAGAGAGAGCAGGAGGAUCCUGAGGUCCUGUACAUUGUUGAGAAGAUGCUGGAGACCUGUGGCAGUGAGAGGUCUCUGAAGAUCACACUCCACAUCCUGAGGAACAUGAAGCAGAAGGAUCUUGCUGACUCACUGGAGAAAGAGCAGCACAAUGAAUCCAUUAAAAGAGCCCAGCAGGAACUGAAAACUCAUCUGAAGAAGAAGUUUGAAUGCAUAUUUGAAGGUUCAGCAACGCAGGGCCACUCGACCCUCCUCAAUGAGAUCUAUACAGAGCUCUACAUCACAGAGGGGGGAAGUGAGGGGGUGAAUAAUGAGCACGAGGUCAGACAGAUUGAGAUGGCAUCCAAGAGACAAACCACCCAGGAGACUCCAAUCCUCUGCAAUGACAUCUUUAAGCCUUUACCUGGACAAGAGAAACGCAUCAGAACUGUGCUUACAAAGGGCAUCGCUGGCAUUGGGAAAACUGUCUCUGUGCAGAAGUUCAUUCUGGAUUGGGCAGAAGGAAAAGCCAAUCAGGAUGUUGAUUUCAUGUUCACUCUUCCUUUCCGAGAUCUGAAUCUGAAGAAGGAAAGAGCAUUCAGUCUGAUGCAACUUCUGCAGCACUACUUUCCACAACUGAAAGAGAUCCAAAGUGUUGAAGGUGAUGAAGUGAACAUUGUGUUUAUCUUCGAUGGCCUGGAUGAGUGUCGACUUCCUCUACAUUUCCAAAGCAAUGAGAUCUGCUGUGAUAUAACAGAGUCAUCAUCAGUGGAUGUGCUGCUGACCAACCUCAUUAAGGGGAAUCUGCUUCCCUCUGCUCUCCUCUGGAUCACCUCCCGACCUGCAGCAACCAAUCAGAUCCCUCCUGAGUGCAUCCACCAGGUGACAGAGGUACGAGGGUUCAAUGAACUGCAGAAGGAGGAGUACUUCAGAAAGAGAAUCAGAGCUCAGAGCCAGGCAAGCAGAAUUAUCUCACACAUACAGUCAUCCAGGAGUCUCUACAUCAUGUGUCACAUACCAGUCUUCUGCUGGAUUUCUGCUACUGUUCUGGAGACAAUGUUGGGUAAAGUAGAUAGUGGAGAUCUGCCCAAAACUCUGACUGAAAUGUACACACACUUCCUGCUCAUUCAGACUAAUGUGAAGAAUCUGAAGUAUCGUGGCUCUGAUGAAACAAACCCAAAGACGUCAGCAUCAGAUACAGAAAUCAUCCUGAAACUGGGGCAGCUGGCUUUUGUACAGCUGGAAAAGGGCAAUCUGAUAUUCUAUGAAGAGGACCUGAGAGACAGUGGCAUUGAUGUCAGUGAAGCUUCAGUGUACUCUGGGGUGUGCACAGAGAUCUUUAAAGAGGAGCGUGGGUUGGAUCAGGAGAAGGUCUACUGCUUUGUGCAUCUGAGCAUUCAGGAGUAUCUGGCUGCUUUGUUUGUGUUUCAUUCAUGUGUACAUGAGAAGAGAAAUGUGCUCAGAGCAGAAGAAUCAAAACCUCACCGUGACAGAGUGCAGCUGUCUGAGUUACAUGAGACUGCAGUGUAUCAGGCCUUAUGGAGUGAGAAUGGACACCUGGACCUUUUCCUCCGAUUCCUUCUCGGCCUCUCUCUGGACUCCAUUAAGACCCUCUUAGGAGGACUACUGACACAGACAGGAAACAGAUCCCCUACAGAAAGCAGAUCAGAGAGCAUUGAGAAAACAGUCCAUUGCAUUAAGACAAACAUCAAAUCUGUAUCUUCAGCAGAGAGGACCAUCAAUCUGUUCCACUGUCUCAAUGAACUGAAUGACAACUCUCUAGUGGAGGAAAUCCAGAAUUCCCUGAGAUCAGGAAAGCUUUCUGAUAAAAAGCUGGAACCACACCAAUGUUCAGCUCUGGCCUUUGUGUUACUGAUGUCAGAGGAGAUCCUGGAUGAGUUUGACUCUCAGACCUACACCACAUCAGCAGCAGGCCAUCAGAGAUUGGUACCAGUAGUCAGGAACUGCAGGAAGGCCAUACUGAACAGCUGUGCCUUAACAGAAGAGUCCUGUAAAGUUGUGACCUCAGCUCUCCAGUCAUCAAACUCACCCCUGAGAGAUCUGGACCUCAGCUACAAUAACCUGGGAGAUGCAGGAGUGAAGUUGCUCUGUGCUGGACUGAUGGGUCCAAACUGUAAACUACAGAGACUGGACCUCAGCAACAAUAACCUGGGAGAUGCAGGAGUGAAGCUGCUCUGUGCUGGAUUGAUGAGUCCAAACUGUCAACUAGAGAGACUGGGUAAACUACAGAGACUGGACCUCAGCAACAAUAACCUGGGAGAUGCAGGAGUGAAGCUGCUCUGUGCUGGAUUGAUGAGUCCAAACUGUCAACUAGAGAGACUGGGACUGAACAGCUGUGCCUUAACAGAGGAGUCCUGUAAAGUUGUGACCUCAGCUCUCCAGUCAUCAAACUCAUCCCUGAGAGAUCUGGACCUCAGCUACAAUAACCUGGGAGAUGCAGGAGUGAAGUUGCUCUGUGCUGGACUGAUGGGUCCAAACUGUAAACUACAGAGACUGGACCUCAGCAACAAUAACCUGGGAGAUGCAGGAGUGAAGCUGCUCUGUGCUGGAUUGAUGAGUCCAAACUGUCAACUAGAGAGACUGGGGCUGGGUUGGUGUAAUCUCACAGAGGGCUGCUGUCAUGUUCUGGCCUCAGUCUUGUGUUCUCCUCACUCAGAGCUGAGUGAUCUGGAGCUCAGAGACAACGAGCUGCAGGAUUCAGGUGUGAGAGCGCUCUCUGCUGGACUGGAGGACCCACACUGUAAACUGCAGAGACUGGGGCUGUCAGGCUGUAGAGUCACACAGAGAGGCUGUGAUUCUCUGGCUUCAGCUCUGUGUUCAAACCCCUCACACCUGAGAGAGCUGGACCUGAGAUACAAUCACCCAGGAGACUCAGGAGUGAGAGCGCUGUCUGCUGCUAAACUGGACACACUCACACUGCUUGUGGAACAUGGAGGAGAGAACAGGAUCAAACCAGGACCCAGGAAAUACGGCUGUCGGCUCACACUGGAUCCAAACACAGUGCACAGAGAGCUGUCUCUGUCCGAGGGGAACAGGAAGGUUCCACUGUCCCCCCCAGCAUGA